Eurypyga helias (sunbittern) is the source of this 511-nucleotide messenger RNA. RefSeq names its product N-acetylaspartate synthetase. Gene Ontology annotation, cellular component: mitochondrial membrane. NCBI's taxonomy places the organism in Eukaryota, Metazoa, Chordata, Aves, Eurypygiformes, Eurypygidae. The record is from RefSeq and is a predicted model, not a curated record. The transcript is spliced from 2 exons. Bases 19 to 423 code for a protein of 134 amino acids. Gene Ontology annotation, molecular function: L-aspartate N-acetyltransferase activity.
UGCGCGCUGCACACGGACAUGUCCGACAUUGAGCAAUAUUACAUGAAACCGCCAGGCUCCUGCUUCUGGGUUGCCGUCCUGGACGGCAAUGUGGUGGGGAUCGUGGCAGCACGGGGCAACGAGGAAGACAACACGGUGGAGCUGCGCCGCAUGUCCGUCGACUCCAACUACCGCGGCAAAGGGAUCGCCAAGGCCCUGGGCCGCAAAGUGCUGGAGUUCGCCAUGCUCAACAACUACUCCUCCGUCGUGCUGGGGACCACGGCCGUAAAGAUGGCAGCCCACAAGCUCUACGAGUCCUUGGGGUUCAAGCACGUGGGUGUUGUCGAACAUUACGCCCUGCCAGGGAUGACACGCUCCUUACUGGAGAGAAUGUUUUUCCAGCUCCGCUACCACCGCUACCGCCUGCAGCUGCGGGAAGAAUAAAACAAAAACCCAACCAACCAAACGAAAAAAAAAUUUUUUCCCCUCCUCCUCCCUUCAAAAAUAAUAAAUUGCCCUUCGAUUUCUCGUC